AUGGUGGGUUCUGAAGAUGAUGAGUAUAAGUUUGACAUCUUGGGAUGGUGGUCGCGAAAUUGGAUAAGAUCUUCUGACUCUGAGUUGGUGGCUGAUGGAGAAGAUGAGGGUGAUGAAGUUGUAUUUCAGAAUGUAUUUGUAGCUUUUCAAACUCGAAGUGCAAGUGCACCUGCAGAACCUAGUGGAAGCUCACAUUCUCCCCAUGUUCUGAUCUCGAGUCCUACUGGGUCACAAGUCGAAGAAGAUUAUUUUGAUGAGGAUUUUGAUGGGAAUGAUGAGACUGGUGUGGAUGUAGAGUCUGAUGAGGUGGAGUGA
Messenger RNA from Linum trigynum, 315 nucleotides. The record is from the annotation of a GenBank genome assembly. Lineage: Eukaryota; Viridiplantae; Streptophyta; Magnoliopsida; Malpighiales; Linaceae.